Papaver somniferum (opium poppy) is the source of this 2904-nucleotide messenger RNA. RefSeq lists its product as uncharacterized. Lineage: Eukaryota; Viridiplantae; Streptophyta; Magnoliopsida; Ranunculales; Papaveraceae. The transcript is spliced from 3 exons. The record is from RefSeq and is a predicted model, not a curated record. Bases 880 to 2559 code for a protein of 559 amino acids.
CUCAUUUAUUUUCUUUAUCUCCAUCUUUUUUUUUGCUUCAAUUUCAUCAUGGAAUCACACAUCUCUCUCCAAAUCGCAGAGAUCACCGAUACAAUCAACAUCAAGGAUGAUGAUGAUAAUCAAUUCCAGAAUUGGAAGUCUCUGAUUCUUCCAUUGACGAAGAAGAAAUUCAAGGUAUUUGGUUCUCAAUAUGGAUGGCGUUGCUAUCGGCGGUGGUGGUGGGAUUGCGGGUGAAAAUGGCGGUGUUAUCUGCACAAGUGAUAAGUAGAUCCAACUGUAGAGACGAUGAGAUUUGGUUUUUGAAACGGAUUUUCAGAUCUGAUCGAAACGGUGGCGAUCAACUUGGCUAGGGGGUGAAGUGAAAUUUCUUAUAUUUUGAGGGGGGGAAUUGCAAUUGGGACAAUUGGAUGGGGGCGCAGUCCAAUAAAAUGCAUAUUUCUUUCUUAUGUCCCUCCCUGUCAUCUAUCCAGUCACCAGGUACGCUCUCUGCCAUGUCAUCCUUCAACCCCACGUGUUACUAUGCCACAUCACCAUCUCUCAACCGUUUUAAAGCUUGUCUUCUAGUUAGAAGAGCAGAGCAAAUUUCUUGAGCUGUGUUUCUCACAAAUCCUACUAAAAACCCUCUGAUCAAAAACCAGUCUUUCUGACAUUGCCACUCAAACCCUUUCUCCCUUUUCCUUAGUUACUCAAAAAAAAAAAUCAAUCUUUCUAAGAAAUUCUUGCUGGAAACGAGGUUUCAACAAGGAAUUUGACAAGAUUUCGAGAGUUCAAGGUGGAGUUUGUCAAGAUUUCUACUGCAAGUGGUGAUUAAUCUUCUGCUUCUGUCUCUUCCACCGUUCCUCAAACCAGAAAUAUCAAAAAAUCGGAUUUUAACUCAAUAUGGAUACACAUCAACUGUGCUUAGUUUGCAAAUACUGGAGGAUAUAUCCCUGGACGCAGCCACAACCAGGAUUUUCACAUGAACAACAUCAUCGUAUGUUUAGAGCAGACGAUAUUGGUGCUACCGUUAGGUACUAUAGUACUAUCCCUUUUUAUGUACCGCCCAAUACUGAUAUGAACUACCGGAGAAGAGUAAGGGAUAGCACAAGGCGUUUUGAAGAUGUUAUUAGAAGUCAUGAUGAUGUCUAUGGGAUAACUGGAAUUAUAAUACUUCUUGAGUCGCUCUAUUAUGUAAAUUCUGCUCGUCAAGAGGGUCUCAUGAUAGGUGCACUUUAUUACGGAUUACCAGCAGCAGAACACAUUAGACUAGAUUAUCCAGUGCGACCUCGACAGCAAACUCCAAGCUUUAGUAACUCAUUGGUCUCGUCGACUAGUGCACAGCAAUCACAGCAAACUCCAAGCUUUAGUAACUCAUUGGUCUCAACUAGUGCACAGCAAUCACAGCAUCAACGAUGUACAGCGUGCAUCUAUCUUGCGAGAAAUUGCUCAGUGAGUUGUUGGUUUGCUCAAUUCUUUCAGCCAAAUUUUUCGGGAGAUUUCGAAGCUGUGUGCCGUUCACAAUUUGAACGAAGAAACCUUGCUUAUAAUACUAGAACUAGUCGUCAGGAACUAACAAGUGCCGAGAUCACCCAGAUACAGGCGACCACGAGACUUUUUGAACAUAGAAUUCGAACCGUCUCAUUUCCAGAUUAUGGGGCGACUGGAAUUGUGAUAUCACUGGUUAUUCUUUUGCGUGCUGUUAAUACUUGUGUUGAUUUUCUGGAAGACAUCUCCGAUGAUCGUGUACAACAACUGGUAGAACAAUAUCAUUCUCCACAAGUACCACGAUAUCCAGCACCAAGCAAUGUGAAUACGGGAAGUCAGCAACAACAAUACCAACAGUUUUACCGUGGGGCCAAGAGAUUGCUGGAACAAGGCGGACCACAAAUACAUCAACAACGACCUCAACAACGACCACGACUGCAAGGACCAUCAAAUCAACCAGCUGGACCAUGUCCUCGACCAUAUCAGCGAGCUGGACCAUGGCCUCAACUACAGCAACCAGAAAUACCAUUGCUGGAACCAGCUCUACCACAGCCUCGACUACAGCAACCAGUACGAUUUCCACAUCACCCAACACCAUUUCAGCAACCAUAUUCACCAGCAGCAUUUCAGCAACCACCGUACCAAGUACAAAUGCAGGGAUUUCAAACACGACCACUGCCUCAAUCACAGGAAUCAGCAGUGCCAUCUCAAUUUCAGCAUCUUUUUGCUGGUACCAAUAGCUCCUCAUCGGCAAUAUCAUCUCAAUCUCAGUUUCAGUCUCAGCAACAGCAUUAUUUCAGUACCGGCAAUUCCUCAUCAGCUGCAGUGGUUGGACAACCACAUUCUUCAGCAUCAUCAAUUCUUAACAGUUCUUCGACUGCUGCAACUGAAUUUCUUCCUGCUCCAAGUGUUUUAGAUGAUAAUAAUUGGAGGGAGUCAUCUGCUGUGGUUGGAGAACCACAUUAUCCAGCAUCGUCGAAUCCUAACAGUUCUUGGACUGCUGCAAAUGAAUCUCUGCCUGCUCCAAGUCUACCAGAUGAUGUUGAUUGGUGGAACUUCGAGUUGGACCAACUGCUCAAGGGCCCUAGUGAUUAGAGGGAGUCAUCUGCUGUGGUUGGAGAACCACAUUAUCCAGCAUCAUCGAAUCUUAACAGUUCUGCGACUGGUGCAAUGAUUCUCUGCCUGCUCCCAGUGUUCUAGAUGAUGUUGAUUGGAGGGAGCUUGGAUAAACUGUUCACUCAAGGGCCCUUGUGAUUCUUAGGAAAAAUCAAAAGAUUUUAAGUAAUAUGUCAAUGUAUAGUCUGAUCUUCCUUUUGUUCCGUACAUUGUAACUUGGAAAUAUUCAGGUGUUGUCAUUUCAGAAAAUGCUGUGAAAACAACUAGUAGAAAAACUCCAGUGUUUAUUUUGUAAGUUAUCAAAUUCUGGUCCUCUUUCUGCAA